Messenger RNA from Staurois parvus, 2956 nucleotides. NCBI's taxonomy places the organism in Eukaryota, Metazoa, Chordata, Amphibia, Anura, Ranidae. The record is from the annotation of a GenBank genome assembly.
ACAAAUAACUUUAUUUAUUUAUAUUUUAGGGGCUUUGAGGGUCACAAUGAGGACAUCAGUUGUACCAGUACUCAGGGACAAGGAUGUCACCAUUUACUGCGAUAUAUCUGGCCUAAAUACCGGGAGAGCCAUUGCUGUACUAUGGAGAAGGACAUCAGAGAACGGCACUGAACACGAUGUGUAUGAAUACAAUGAAGGAAAAGUGACUGUAUUCAGAUCAGGAUGUACCAUGGAGAAGAUGGAGAUCCUGAAAGGAAACGCAGAGCUGCACAUCCCCAGGUCCAGUUCUCCGAUGAGGGGGAUUACACCUGUACAGUGAUAAAUACUCCGGAGAAAGAGAGGAGGGUAGAGUUACCCUACAGGUGUCAGUUCCUCCAUCAGCUUACAUGACACCAAACGAUCUGACCAUCGAGUCGGGGUCAGAGAAGACGGUGACGUGUGAAGUUCAUACCUUUUACCCAAAAGAUAUUUCCAUACGCUGGGGUCAGUAUCGUAAGGGAUCAUCUGACUGUGAGCUCCUAGAGAUCUGGACCUGUGUGAAGAAUGUGCUUAUUAAUUCAGACGGGACGUACAAUGUGACAAGUCUACUGACCCUGAACCCCAAGAAAGAGGAUGAUGGGAACACGUAUUCCUGUAUUAUCAGCCACCGAUCUCUGCGGACUGAACUGUCCUGGAAUCUCACCCUCACAGUCACAGAGAAACAAGAUAACAUCGGAACCAUUAUCACCGCUGUGGUCGUGACAAUUCUGUGCACAUUAUUUCUGGGACUUUUGGUUUUCCUCUACUUCAGAUUUGUAAAGAAAGAUCCUCCCACUCUCUCUGAGAUCACCGGAAACAACGAGCUGAUUGACAUGAACAGGACGACUCUGACUUGUCAGAUUAUGGACUUCAAACCCAACGACAAGAAAUCCUUGUGUGUAUGAGGAGAUCUGAGGAGGAGGAGAUGAAGACCAUCUACACCUGGAGGUCUGGAGGUCACCCCCCGCUCAGGUCAGGAUAAGGAGAGAUGAUGGUGGAGAGGAUGAAGAUGUUAUAGAUAUGGAGGAGGGGAAACAACUGAUGAACGGCUCUCCAAGACAUGAGGACAGACCUCUACAGCUGGAGAUGGACCCUAUUAUCAGUAAGAAGAAGCUUGGAUCAUUCAACUGUCAGUGUUCUCUCCAUAUAACUCCCAGCUAUGACCUGCAUAAUGGAGCGGAAUUAUCUGUCCAAGUAAAACACUCGGCACUGACAUCUCUGACCUCGGUACGCAGGACACUCAACGUCAUCGGAGUCCCUCCCAAGUUGUUGUCCAUCAUGUGCCCAGAACGUGUCAUCCAUGAGGAGCAGCUGACACUGAGCUGUCCAAUCAAUGGCUUCAAACCGCGAGCUUUGUCCAUCACCUGGCUGAAGAGGAACAAGGACAACCGAGAGACCGAUCUGGUGACAUGGAAUGCUGGGAGUGACACCACUCACACUGAGAGAUAUUCACACUUUCUAAAGAAACAUGAACAUGACGAUAACUCCUACAGCUUUAUCAGUGCUCUGACCAUGAAACCAACGGUGACAGAAGAUGACGGAGCGACAUAUAUCUGUAGAACCUUCCACCCUGCUACACAUCACCAGGAGGAAACGGAGCAGAUCCUCAAUGUGACCGCGGUUCCUUCCCUGGACUGCAUAGUGAAGGUUAAGGACAAUGUCUGUGUCGGUGAGAAUUUGGAUCUGUCCUGUAGGAUUCACUCAUUUUACCCGCCGGACAUACAAGUCACAUGGUACACGGAAGAUGACGUCAUGUUACCAUCAAACAGCACUGACCCCCUCCCAGAAAAUGAGGGACUCUAUCAUACCACCAGCACUUGUAGUUACACGGUAACAAUGAAGGAUCUGAAGAAGAUCUUCCGAUGUCGGGUUCAGCAUGUCAGCCUAUCGAAUCCGAAGCAUGUGACCUGGACCCUGACAGAGAUAAUCUCUCCGCCCACCCUGGACCCCAUACAGUGCUCCCCCGGACCCCCUGAGUUGGGGCAGACGGUGACGUUGUCCUGCAGAAUCAGUAACAUGUACCCCGGAGAUCCCACCAUUCAGUGGUACCGGCGCACUCACCAAAUAUACCGACGAGAAAUGGAAGGACCACAUCCAGGAAGAUCCCCAGUCCAGGUUGUUCUCCGGAACCACAGAGCUGACACUCACUCCCCACGUUGGAGGAACACGGCGUCCCCAUCCGCCUGGAGGUCACACAUGGGGGGAAGACCUUCAUCAAAGAAUAUCCGCUACACCUGAAAGGGGUCCCAGUUCUCAGUGAGAUCUCCAGUGAUCCCCGUAUACCGGAUUAUGGAAAGUCUCUGACUCUGCGCUGCGAUGUGGUUGGCUGUGAUCCCAGACACACCCCUGAGGUCACCUGGUCAGAGAGUGGAAGAGAUCUGGGGAAACACCAGCAGAGAGUGACCCGAGGCAGCGGAGACGUUCUGUCCUGUUCUCUGACCUUCACACCGACAGCUGAGAAUAGUGGGCGGGUCUAUACCUGCACUGUGACGCACAGAAACAUGGAACAUUCUAGUGCCAAAAACCUGCACCUGAGGCUCCCAGAGAGACCGCCCACAUUAUCGGACAUUAUCGUCCAUCCAAUGAGUGUGGCAGCCAAUCAGAAAGCCUCAUUCAAGGUAACAAUAUCCGGAUUCUCCCCCCGAGACCUACAAAUAAAAAUGGUUUAAGGAGUUCAGCACCUUCCCCCAAUCUGAGGUGACAAUAUUGGAUCCAGAGAUCGGAUCGGACGGUCUGUAUAAAUCUUCCAGCACGCUGGCCUUCACCCCGAAGAUGACCGAUGAUAAAACGUCCAUCCGGUGUGAGGUGACACACAGUCAGUCCAAGAUCGUCCGAGAGAAGAGAUAUACUCUGCACCUGACAGGAGAUCCUAAGCCAGAAGAACCAUCAAAGACCGGUAAGAAUGAGUUAAAAAUCACCCUAAGAAUAAGAACUGUAA